AUGGUGAGAACACCAUGUUGCAAAGACGAAGGACUAAAGAAAGGAGCUUGGACUCCUGAAGAAGAUCAAAAGCUAAUUGCUUAUCUUCAACUUCAUGGUGAAGGUGGAUGGCGUACUCUCCCGGAAAAAGCUGGAUUGAAGAGGUGUGGGAAGAGUUGUAGAUUGAGAUGGGCUAAUUAUUUAAGACCUGAUAUUAAGAGAGGAGAGUUUAGUCCUGAAGAAGACGACACUAUUAUCAAGCUUCAUGCUCUCAAGGGUAACAAGUGGGCCGCAAUAGCCACUAGUUUGGCGGGACGAACCGACAACGAGAUUAAAAAUUAUUGGAACACAAAUCUCAAGAAGCGGUUAAAACAAAAAGGUCUCGAUCCAAUCACUCACAAACCGAUCAAUUCAAGCGGUCUCAUACCAGAAAAUCAUAAACCGAAUCGUUCAACCGGUUCCGCGAGGCUUCUUAACCGUGUCGCGAGCAAAUACGCGGUCGAUUUAAACCGGGAUCUUUUAACCGGAAUCAUCAUCGGAAACUCCACAAUCAUCGCCGAGGAUUCACAAAACUCAGGUGAGGUCGAUUCUCCUACCGAGAAUACGACCUCCACACUGCUCAACAAAACGGCGGCAGAACCAAGCGAUCUCACAUCGAUUCAAAUCAACACCACGCCGUCAUCUUCCGGUUUCUCCGACAACUGUUCUCUCUCCGAUGAUUUCACCGAUUUCUUUAGCAACGAUGAGAUCUCCGGUAUGUAUACGAAUGUCGAUAAUGCUGGGCUUAUGGAAGAGUUAAAGGGUAUUUUAAGCGGAGAUACUAAAGACUCGCCGGAGGUUAAUGUAACCGAUGAAAUGGAGUUUCUUGAUUCUUGGAACGAAGAAUGCGAUUUGGAUUUGGAGAAGUUUGUGAGUUCGUUAGAUUCCAAGGUUGGUGUCUUUGUCUGA
Thlaspi arvense is the source of this 927-nucleotide messenger RNA. The record is from the annotation of a GenBank genome assembly. Lineage: Eukaryota; Viridiplantae; Streptophyta; Magnoliopsida; Brassicales; Brassicaceae.